Fonsecaea nubica is the source of this 687-nucleotide messenger RNA. RefSeq lists its product as hypothetical. The record is from RefSeq and is a predicted model, not a curated record. Bases 1 to 687 code for a protein of 228 amino acids. The transcript has 3 exons. NCBI's taxonomy places the organism in Eukaryota, Fungi, Ascomycota, Eurotiomycetes, Chaetothyriales, Herpotrichiellaceae.
AUGUCGAAAUCCAGUAGCGGCGUCAUCGCGUUCCACAGCCACACGUAUACUCACAAAUAUCUGCAGCCCUCUCGCGUGUGGAGUGAAGCCCUCGAGGUUGGAAAAGCAGUUGCAAGACGCGGCAAGCCUACUUCAUUAUGGCACCAGUACCAAGCACCCGAGGAAACCCAGACCUGGUUGACUAGAUUGGACCGCCACGUGGCAGAGACCCAAACCUCAACACGCUACAGCAGCGUUCGAGCUCAAAGCUCUUACAGAGGGCGUCGUCCCAGCGAGAGCCAGAUCACAUCGUCAACAAGAAGAACAAUAUCCUCCGAGCCGUCGAUCAGAGACAGCGAUCUCUUGGGAGACUCGGACUACCACCAUCACUGGAUGCAACAGGAGACAAUCAGGAGGCUUGAAGUUCUUUUGGCCCAGUUGGAGGAUCGAACGAGGUCAUUAACACCCAUCAGCGCCGACGCCGACUGCGUCGACCAGGGCCACUCGACGCCGACAAUCUCGAUCCAACGCUCCGUCAAUUGCGUCGUCACGCUCAUCUUCGCCAACUGGAGCCCGCAUCCCUUCCACAACCUCAUCUCGGUCCUCAUCUCGGUCCUCGUCUCGGUCGUCAUCUCGGUCGUCAUCUCGAUCUUCAUCUACGUCGAGGAGCAGCGCGACGUCUCCCCCUCCCAUCUCCUCCGAGACUGA